Molecule: messenger RNA, 2441 nt
Organism: Vitrella brassicaformis
Lineage: Eukaryota; Vitrellaceae
Source: the annotation of a GenBank genome assembly
UGGGUUGUUGAGGAUGGCGCAGGCCGCAGAGACCAUGGAGCACGACCCCUAUGUGGUCCAAAACUUCAACUUCUCUCGAAUGCUGGGAGCAGGUGAGCUGGCGGGACGAGAGGGAGGGUGAGAGGAGCCGGGGAAGCGUGAGACACGGCGUGGGACGUGAUGCACUGAGGGAGGCGGGAUGGAAUGUGUCGGAUGGAUGGUGCAUUUUGCUCUGUGUGGGUGCGUGGACGCGUGGGUGGAUGUAUUGGCAUAUUCUUGAGGCUUUCCAUUACGUACUACCUCCUUUUCAUUCUUUCCCUCUGUCUGCUUAUUCUGUUGGUGUGCAGGUGUCUAUGGCUGCGUAGCUGCCGUGACGAAUCGCACGUUGGCUGAGGUCCCCAAGGGCACACCGCUGGCCAUCAAGAAGGUGACCACGCCACUGACUGAUCAUCCUGGGGGAACUCAUGGUGACAUCUCUCUCACCCGCCGUGCAUUUGGUGCGGUGUGAUAUGGUGCGUUGUUGUGUGCAGAUGAGGAAGUGGAACGGGGGCGAGGGCAUGGAAUCCACCACGAUGCGCGAGGUGAGAGGCCUACCACACGUUGGCAAUCCCACACACAACACGACGCACCACAACAAACUCAUCUCCCCCACGUCCCCGCCAUCUUUCCGUGUAUGUGUGUGUGUGUGCCAGGUGAAUGCGUCGAUGGCGUUGAGGGGCCACAUGAACAUCGUCACCCUCCACAAGGUGGACAUGGACCCCUCCGACCCCAUGGCCACCAUCGUGUACCUCAUCUUCGAGCUGUGCGAGGCCGGCGACCUCGGACGCCUCCGUACCAUCUGUGCCAAGGAGAACAAAAUCAACUUCCCCUACUGGAACCCCAACAAACUACUCCCCAAGAACACAGGUACCACACACACAGCGACAACACACACAUGGGAGAGGGAGAGGGAGAGAGGCUCACGUGUUGGUUUGUAUGUGUGUGUGUGUUGGUGUGUGUGCAGUGCCGACGCUGGAGCAGUUGGCCCGCGUGAUGUUCCAGAUACUCAACGGCAUCGCCUACAUGCACUGCAAAGGACGUACGCCAUCCUGGCACUAUGGCGCACAUCAUACCAACCCCUCUUCCAUCCACAGCCAUGUUCUGAUGUAUCUCUGUGUGUGUGUGUGUGUGUGUGUGCAGUCAUCCACCGUGACCUGAAACCUCAGAGCAUCCUCAUGACCAACAACUGGAUCGUCAAAAUCGCCGACUUCGGUCAGUUACCGCACACAAGAGAUCCGCCCACACAUCCAUCCAUCCACUCGGCCUCUUUGCUCUCUCUCUCUCUCUCUGUGUGUGUGUGUGUGUGUGUGUUCUUCACUCAGGUUUGGCCCGCACGGUGACAAUUCCGAAUAAGUUGAUGUCGCACAAGGUGGCCACUCAGUGGUGAGCACCCAACCCAAUCCAACACCUACACCCUCACACACACACACACAGACAUACAUACAGAGCAUCGCACAGUGCAUUCAGCAGUGUCUCUCUCUCUCUCUGUGUUGGUGUGUGUGCAGGUACCGCCCCCCCGAGUUGUUCAUGGGACCGUCGCAUCACGGCUGUGCAGGCGUUGUACCACCCCUUCUUCGACAUCGUUAACAAGAAAAAGUAAGUGGGCCAAGGAGAACACACACAGACACAGACACACACACACACAGAGAGAGUGAGAGAGAGAGAUGGACGAAUGGACACGUCUCUUCUUUGCUUCUUGUCGUUUGUGUGUGCAGGUACCACCACUUCCUGGGCGAGUUGCAGGCCAACUAUCCUGAAGGUACGUAUACGUUUGGUAGAGGAGACACAGACCCCCUUCCCCCUGCCCCCCUUGCCCACACACAAAGAUACAGAGAGACACAGAGAGAGAGAGAGAGAUACCCGCCACCCACCCAUCACCUCUUCCCCUCUCUCUCUCUCUCUCUGUGUCUCCAUCCAUCCAUCAAUCCGUGUAUCCAUGCAGGGUAUCCCGUGAUGCCGCCGAAGCCGCCCUUCCCCGAGGUCAACUACGGCCUCCCCGACGACCACAUGGACAUCGACGAUGACAAGAUGGACAUCGACGACGGACCGGCACCGGCCGCCGCCGCCGCUGCUGCUGCUAGCGGUGGUGGCAGUGGCAGUGGCUCCAAGCGCCGCCGUGUCCGCCGUGGCCCCACACAGGGCAACAACCAGGCUGCCGGGGGCGGGGGGGAGGGGGUGCGGAUGUCGCCCCGUCUGCAGGAGAAGCGGGAGAACGGCCAGGGACCUAUCAAUUACGCCCAGCUGUCCAAGGGCAAGGGCAAGAAGCGCGACGGCGACGGCCACGCCAAAUAGAGCACCAACACACACCACACACCACACAUACACAGAUGGACGUGCUGAAGGGGGAGUGUGUGUGUGUGGGAAUGCUGUGGCCGCCUGGCUGUUUGGUGACUCACUGGUGAGUAUGAGUGUUUGUUGUGGUG